UGAUUAUCACUUUAUCACUGUAGAAAUAUAUCUAUAUAUAUAUUUGUAAUUGUGCUGCAAUAUUAUCAUCGGCCAUCGUCUUCUUCAUCCAGCCAGAAUCGACACUGUGUAAAGAAAAGAAACAUGAGCAGAAUUUGUGGCACCGAACAGCCACUUGUUUUUCGUGAUUCCAAAAAUACUGCUUCAAUCCCAUUGCUCCAAGACCCCAUCGUCAAUCUUGAUCAUGGAGAUCCGAUGAUGUAUGAGUCUUACUGGAAAGAGGUGAGCGAUAAGUAUGGGGUGAGCACCGCCAUCCCCGGGUUUCAAUGCCUUAGUUAUUUCGCCAAUGCAAAAGGACUUUGCUGGUUUCUGGAGCCGAAGCUCGAAGAAGAAAUAAAGAGGCUGCACAACAACGUCGGAAAUGCACUUGUAAGAGAUUGUCAUGUCGUGGUCGGGACAGGCUCGAGCCAGCUCAUUCUAGCUGCAUUAUAUGCACUCUGCGACUCUUUAAACGAACCACAUCCUAUCGAUGUCGUCUCAGCCUUUCCAUACUACUCCUCAUAUCCGGAGAUGAUAGAGUUUGUAAAGUCGGGGCUCUUCAAAUGGUCGGGAGACGCUCGUGGCUUUGAUGAUAAGGAUGGGAGGCCGUACAUAGAAAUUGUGACCUCUCCCAAUAAUCCCGAUGGACUUGUAAGAGAAGCCGUCGUUAACGGACAAGGAGGGAUGCUUGUUCACGACCUUGCCUACUACUGGCCACAGUACACAGCCGUGACUUCCCCUGCCCAUCACGACAUUAUGUUGUUCACUGCUUCUAAGUGCACGGGACAUGCAGGAUCACGUAUCGGAUGGGCACUUGUUAAAGAUGAAAAGGUUGCGAGAAAAAUGGUGAAGUUCAUAGAGAUCAAUACCAUUGGUGUGUCCAAAGAAGCACAGCUGAGAGUAGCCAACAUACUCGAAAUUGUUUCUCUAAGCUGCCAAAGGCACAAGCCUCGGGAGCUCGAGAACUUCUUCGAACACAGCCGGAAUCUUUUGGCCAAGAGAUGGAGGAAGCUAAGGGAAGCCGUUGAGAACACUGAUAUCUUCACCAUCCCUAAAUUCCCCCGUCGGUACUGCACUUACGCCCGAGACUUCACCGAACCAUAUCCUGCUUUUGCUUGGAUUAAAUCGAAAGAAGGCACAGACUGCGAGAAGCUGCUGCGAGGGCAGUGUAAGACUAUGACAAGAAGUGGAGAGCGAUUUGGGAGCGACAUAGAGUAUGCGAGAAUAAGCAUGUUGAGUAAGGACGAGGAGUUUGAAAUGUUUGUGCGGAGACUGGCUGCCAUAAAGAUGUAAGGAGAAAGGUUGUGUUUGUGCUUUCGAUAUGUCUCUAUCUGCACCCAGGUUACUAUAUAUCCAAUGUGGUGAGAAGAAGAAGAAGAUGAUGAUGCAAUGCAGACUUUCCUGAUUAAGGUUUUUCAUUACAUGCAGCAGCUGUGGCUGUUGCCAUUUCUUUUAGUUUCUGUAAGAACUGUAAGCAAUACAUUCGUUAUACUUGUUGACGAUUUUAAA
Molecule: messenger RNA, 1527 nt
Organism: Andrographis paniculata
Lineage: Eukaryota; Viridiplantae; Streptophyta; Magnoliopsida; Lamiales; Acanthaceae
Product: L-tryptophan--pyruvate aminotransferase 1-like
Exons: 5
Coding region: 124-1311 (395 amino acids)
Biological process (GO): amino acid metabolic process
Molecular function (GO): carbon-sulfur lyase activity; transaminase activity
Source: RefSeq, a predicted model, not a curated record